This is a messenger RNA of Hemibagrus wyckioides, 2051 nucleotides long. RefSeq names its product activating transcription factor 3 (gene atf3). Gene Ontology annotation, biological process: regulation of transcription by RNA polymerase II. The transcript has 4 exons. Gene Ontology annotation, cellular component: nucleus. The record is from RefSeq and is a predicted model, not a curated record. NCBI's taxonomy places the organism in Eukaryota, Metazoa, Chordata, Actinopteri, Siluriformes, Bagridae. Gene Ontology annotation, molecular function: DNA-binding transcription factor activity, RNA polymerase II-specific; RNA polymerase II cis-regulatory region sequence-specific DNA binding. Bases 250 to 888 code for a protein of 212 amino acids.
AUUCUGUCCGUUUUUAUCAGCUUAAAGCCGAUAGUUUAAGUAGAGACUCGUGAAGACAGACAGCGUGCUCUCUCGCGACUCGGUUUUAAAGCCGUUCACACCGAGAUCUAAACGAUUUAAAGCUGUAAAAUCUUCACCGUGACUCCGUUUCGUCCGCUGGAGAGAGAAAGAAACACGGACCGAAAAGUUUCUUUAACCAGCGCGAGAGGAAGGGUCAGCAAACAUCACCACCAACUUUUCGGUUUCAGAAUGAUGCUUCAGCACCCCGGUCUAGGUCUGGGUCUGGGUCUGAGUCUGGGUCUGGGUCCUUCAGAGAUCAGCGCCUCGGCUCUGGUUCCGUGUCUGUCCCCGCCCGGUUCUCUCACCCUCGACGACUUCACUCAUUUCAGCCCGCUGGUUAAGGAGGAGUUACGUUACACCAUCCAGAACAAACGCCUGUCCAGCGGGAUGAGUUCGGCCACCACGAGCUGCUCGGACUGCGGCUCUGAGAAGCCUCCCGAGAUGCAGGGAAUGAAGAGAGAGCUUUCUGUGGAAGAAGUUGAUCGCAGGAAACGACGACGGGAAAGGAACAAAAUCGCUGCCGCAAAGUGCAGGAACAAGAAGAAGGAGAAGACGGACUGUUUACAAAAGGAGUCGGAGAAGCUGGAGUCUUUAAACGCUGAGCUGAAGGCGCAGAUCGAGGAGCUGAAGAACCAGAAGCAGCAGCUGGUCUAUAUGCUCAACCUUCACCGACCGACGUGCAUCGUCCGAGCUCACAACGGCCAAACUCCCGAAGACGAGAGGAACCUCUUCAUCCAGCAGAUCAAAGAGACCACGCUGCAGUGUAUGAACUUUACCACACCCGGAUCUGCGAGUCCUGCCACACUGACCGCCUGCGAUCAUCUUUGAAGCACGAGACUUCGGAAAAGAUUUUGCCAAGGAGCGCUGAAGGACCUGCUCGAGGAAAAAAAACAAAAACACGAGUACACUGUAUUGGACUGAGGACAAGAGUAAGCAAUAUGUAUAAGCACUAACAUCAAAGCGGAUUUGAUGUCUUUUUCUCAUAUUUAAAUGUUAUUUAAAAUGAUUUUGUACGUGUACCCAAGCAUGAUAUUGUCUAGAAACCAACAUUAAACUUUAACGGUAUCACAUAUAACGAGCACUAGAAGUUCCGUGGGGUCACCACACGUGUGUGUGUGUGUGUCGGAGAAGGUGACGCAUCGUCCUAUACACGGAGAGACGUGUAGAGAAUGAAGUAUUAAGAGUACGAUGAUGUAUUUCCGUAGUUAUACCUUGCUUCUGCUGUGUUUUUGUUUUUAUCUUUUUUUCGCCACUCAAAACUACUUAAAGCUGCUACGCUAAGCUAAUAUCUCAGGUCAGUUCAGAGAAAAGGAACCAGGAAACAGAAUAAACCAAGUGUGUUCCAUCAUCACUUAGCUGCUUGGGAAUCAGAACCCAGUGAGAAUUAAACGUCUGUUCCUGUUUCAUCUCAGAAAUAUGUUUUUUUUAUAUAUAUAUGUACAUAUAUAUAUAUAUAUAUAUAUAUAUAUAUAUAUAUAUAUAUAUAUAUAUAUAUAUAUACACAAUGCUGUGAGCUGGAAGGUCUGUGUAGUGACCCAUAAUGACCGUGUUGAGUUUUUGUAUUGUUUUGUAGAAUCUGUGUUUUUUGAAGCAUUAUACUGUAUUUUUAUAUCUAAUGUAAACAUGUGGUUGAGUCUAGAUGCACAAUCUUCAGUCACUUUAAAGAGUCCUGGUGUCCUGUCAUAUUUCACAAAAAUCACUAAGGGGUGUCGGCUAGUCCGGCACAUCAGCACCGGAUAUUCAAUCUGUUUGUGUGUGUUUUUUUUUUCUUUAGAUGUUUGAGAGUAAUGUUCUAGAUCCUUAUGUACCUCGGAUGAGAGACGCAGGCGUCACAUGCUUAUUUUUCCCUAUUCUUUUCGGUAAAGCGUAUUUUCACUGGCUGUAGAAUGAAACUGUUUGUUUGUUUGUUCACCUUAUGACGACUAAUGUGAGCUGUAUUUAAGUUUGUUUGUUUUUUUUGUUGUCACGUCAUUAAAAUCUCUCUAAACGCU